Bursaphelenchus okinawaensis is the source of this 2974-nucleotide messenger RNA. The record is from the annotation of a GenBank genome assembly. NCBI's taxonomy places the organism in Eukaryota, Metazoa, Nematoda, Chromadorea, Rhabditida, Aphelenchoididae.
AUGGCUGAUGGUAACAAACAAGUUGGUAAGCUUUUUCUGAAUUUUUAUAUUUUUUAAAUUUUUAUAUUAAAUUUGCUGUUUUUUUAAUUUGUUUCUCUAAUUGCUCUUCUUAAAAUUGUAAAAUCUUUUAUGAAAGGUUGUUCCAGCUUGUCCAGGAUUCAACUCUUACGAGCGGCCGCUGUAAGUUUUUCACAAUAUUGACUAGGGUAUCGUAUCAAACCCUCUGCUUUUAAAAUAAGACCUAUAUGUUAUGACAGAGGAUAAAAAGUUACCAGGAAAACAGUUUUCAAAAAACUGCUAAAUUGUUCCGGCUAGCGAAAUAUUAGCGGUCAAAGAAGUUACAUAGGAAAAGAAACUCUUAGGCUCUUCUCUUUUGUCCUUCAAUACUCAUUAUUUCUAUUACAGAACAUUGGACAGAGAUACGUGUAAGAAUAUGUCAUCGUACGGAUUCGAAUUACCUUUGCUAUACAACAAGUUUGUCUUCAAAGAUUACAACAUCAAAUUUCGCAUAGUAAGUUAACUUAUAACUUGUUAUAGGUAUAGUAAGUUAACUUGCAACUUGUUAUAGGUAUAGUAAGUUAACUUGCAACUUGUUAUAGGUAUAGUAAGUUAACUUACGUCUUGUUAUAGGCAGUAAAGCUACAUCUUGUUUUAUCACCUUACAGGACUAGUUUGUGUGAAUAUUAACAAGUUUUUUACUUUGAAAUAAUGUUUGUUUUAUUAUUGUUCAAAUAAUUCUGUGCCACUCCAAAAAUUUGCUUUGAAAAAGAGGCGCAGAAUUAUUUGAACAACCGAAUAUCUUCAUAUAGGCUUAUAGCUUUUAAUUUCAGGGUAAAGUUGAACGAAAAUGCGUCUUUUUGUAAGUUUUUUACAUUUUUAGACAUAUCUGCCUAAACUUCAAAAAUAUUUUUUUAAUUGAAUAUUUAGCUAAUUUUUGUAAAUUUUUACGAAAUGUCUUGUCAAUAAUCAAAAAUUCCAGAUUCAACUUGACCAUCAACGACUGUCAGGUCUCGAUUGGAUACGACGAGAAGACUGGUAGAGUAUAUGCCAAAGAAGGCUACACUUUAAUGCUGUCAAGUGAAUUGAACUUGUUGCAAGUACAUUAUAGUACUGAUAUAAAUCCUGAUAAGUACGAACUAAUAGGUCACUGUAAUCAUGCUAGCUCUUGGAAGUUCAUUAGAUACUUGUCAGUCAAGUUGGAGAGUAACGCUCCUGAAGAAGAGUCGGAUUGCGUCUUUAUUUCGGUAAGAUUUCUGGGUUUUUGUAGUUUAUCGUGCUGGCAAAUAUGGGUGUAAAACGGGCUGGGCCUACUUCUGAGGACUGGCUAGGCCUGGCUUUCGGGUCGGGCGCGGGGCCUAACGUGGCCCGGUCUGAUUCACUCUUAACUCAUGACUGGCCCGAUUGUAAGGCCGAACUGGGCCCAUACGGCUUUUUUCUCAGCUCUACUGCUCUAACGUACGUAAUGCAAAAUGCCAAUUGCUUCGUUUUCGUGUCGAGACCUAACGUGGUUGUAACUGAGCCAACUAUUUAGGCUAUAACAAUCUUUUUAACUUCUAUCUUUUUAACUUUGUAUAAGCUACCAACUACUCUCUAACACAAUAUAAACCAUGAAUCAUUUCAGGCAGACCCAGAAUUAGCCCUAAAAUACGACGCGACUGGUACCAGCGACGAAUUAGAUCCAGAAGAACCAAUUGACAGCUUCCGAAGUUGGGCCGAUGACUUUGAGUGUAAAGAGUACUGUUUGAUCAUCGCUUCAGGCCAGUUCGUGGUACUGUAAGUUUUUCAAUUUUUGUUUUUUAGUAUUUUAUACCGUUCUUCAGGUAUAAUUUACCUCAUGGAAGAGGUCACCCUACGGAAUAGGUCACCACUGAAUAGGUCUUUUCCGGGAAUAGGUUCUUAAAUCGGUCACCUUACUGAAUAGGCCAGUUCUAAUGUAAAUUCAGAAAUAAACUAGUUUUAGCUUUACCCAAGCCUACUCUUGCCCAUUUUAGUCUUAUCCGGCCUAUUCUAGCCUUAUCCAAGCCUUUAUCCCCAAGAACUUUAGCCCUAUUUAAGCCUCCUUCCCUCAAGAACUUUAGUCUUAUCCAAGCCUAUCCCUAACUAUUUUAUUCCUAUAUACCUGAGUUAAUCCUACCCGUUCUAGCCCUUUCCAAGCCUAUCUCUGUCUAUUUUACGCAUCGUUCAGGUAUGUUACAGUAGAUGCCCUUUAUAAUCAACUUCAUGGUUUAAAUUCUUCCAUAUUGUUUUUGUUGUAGCACAAGUAAAAGAAAUUGAUAAAGAAAAUUUUUGGUAUAAUCGACUUAACUUGAAGUUACAUUGUGUUUCUCAUAAUGAAAGCUUGCUGUAACAACAGAUUUUAAUUGGAAACUUGAAUUAAAAUUGUUAUAUGUAUUCAUUGUGUUAUUAAGUUGUUCAAGUAAUUAUGUGACCCCUAACUCUGAAAAUUCGCUUUGAAUUAGGGCACUGAAUUAUGUAAACAACCUGAUGUUUUUAGAUUGUUGUGCUUGAUAUUGUGCUUGGUGGCAGCUUGUAUGGUCUCUAGAUUGACUGUAAGUUGGCUAUGUUAAUAUAUUUUUUGUAUUUUAAUGCCUAAUUAUCCUUUUUUUCGUAUUUUUAUACCUAAUUAUCUCUUUUUGAAAAAAAAAUUUGUGUUUACAAGACUUUCUUUUUAAAUCCAUUAAAAUUUUUUUUUAAAUUGAUUUUAAAAAUAUAAUUUCAGCGUGACAACGAUAAAGGAGGUUGGAUCGAGCGUGCCGAGGAGAAGAAACGUCUACAUCGAAAAGCACAAAAGGAGAAAGAAAAGAAGAAAGAACAGGAAGAAAAAGACGAAAAGGACAAAGAACCCAAUUCAGACGACGACUACAAAGAACCAGAAGCACCACCAGCUUCGUCCAAUCCAGAUGCGCCACAGAAAUCUCAAGACGAGACUGUGCUUGACUCCAAAAUUCUGAAUACUCAAUCGAAGGCUCCUUAA